AUGAGUAUGACGUCUGAAACCGCCGAGUGCUCGACCCCAACCGCCAACUCCAUGGAGUCAGGUUUCCAAUCUCCCGUCCAGAUGCCUGCCCAGCCGUCGGCGGCCGGUGAUGCCGACGCCAAGUCGAAGUCGCAGCCUGGCCAGGUGCGCUUUUCCUCCGUCACGCAGGAGAUCGAACCCUCCCACGCGAUGCUGUCGCCUGUCUCGGAGGUUCCCCAGCAGCUCGAUCCGCCCAAACAGGCCCCCGAUGAGGAGGAAUUGCGGUCGCUUGCCAUGAGCUUGCAAAGAUCGCAGCUUCAAGAAUCUCGUCUCCGCAACUUUUCAUUCGAGCCAAUGUCUCUUCCUUCUUCCAGAGUUGGGUCUCGAGAAUCGAGUGACCGUAGCGCCCAUGGCACCGGUUCUUUCGUGGCUUCCCCUCACGCAUCUCCCCCCGUUUCUGCAGUACAGUCCCCUCCCCUGACUCCGGCCGUCACCACCUCCCGUGAGGGCCGAGCUGGCGACAGCGUGGCUGCCCUGAAUGCCGUGGGCCGAGCCACUGGGCAACAUCCAGCAAUCACACCCGAAACGUCUCCUCCGGUCACUUCUGGUGACAAAAACGGGCCCCCGCGAAGUGCCCCAACUUCUCGGCCCGCUUCCAGCGACUAUCUUCCCAUCAACCAGAGCGGAACCUCCGAACCUCCAUCCCAGAUCAACACGGCGGUCCCGAGACACCGUGCACAGUUCUUUACGGGUGCCGAUCCGAGCUCUCAGGAAGAGAGUCCACCAACGACCCCGAGAGACUCCCACACGCCACCGGGCGCCAUCACUCCCGUGGGUGAGCCCAACGACCCAUAUGCCCGCAGCAAGCGGCCUCCACAGUCCAAGAACCUUGCUCAGCUCGACGCACGGUUCAUCUUUGGGAGUCGGGAUUCGAAGCGGUCAUUUCGUCCUGGUAACCCCCCACGGUCGGCGAGUGCCAGCGAUCUGGGAAAAUCCAGUGACAAGCGUAAUAACAAGAAGGAAUCCAGCGAUAAGCAUGGCCACGGCCAUCACCAUCAUGGCUCCAUGUCUGAACUUAAGCGGUUCUUCAAGAUGGGCCACCGUAGUAAGCGACCCGAGUCACCCACGUCGGCUUCCAAGCGGUCCAGCCGCACUUCAGGAAAGAGCACACCUUUUCAGAUGGCACCCGACAAUGUGCCGUUCGCCGAUGAUCACGGUUUGAACUCGAAGUACGGCAAGAUGGGACGUGUGCUUGGUUCCGGCGCUGGUGGGUCGGUCCGACUUCUUAAGCGGAAUAGCGACGGUGUGACUUUUGCGGUCAAGCAGUUCCGAGACCGACACAACUGGGAAACCUUGAAGGAGUACUCGAAGAAGGUCACGGCUGAAUUCUGUAUCGGAUCUACCCUGCACCACGGCAAUAUUAUCGAGACUCUGGAUAUUAUUCAGGAAGGAAGCCACUGGUAUGAGGUCAUGGAAUACGCACCAUUCGACCUCUUCGCCAUUGUCAUGACGGGCAAGAUGACCAAGGAGGAGAUUGCCUGUUCAUUCAAGCAAAUCCUCAGCGGUGUGGCUUACCUCCACGGCAUGGGUCUAGCUCACCGGGAUCUGAAGUUAGAUAACGUGGUGGUCAACGAUCGCGGUAUCAUGAAGCUGAUCGACUUUGGAAGCGCGGUCGUCUUCCGCUAUCCAUUUGAGAACGAUAUCGUGCCUGCGUCAGGCAUUGUUGGUUCCGACCCAUACCUCGCUCCCGAGGUAUAUGACGAGAAGAAAUAUGACCCCCGUCCCACAGAUGUUUGGUCGCUGGCGAUCAUCUUCUGUUGUAUGACCCUGCGCCGCUUCCCGUGGAAGCAGCCUCGCACUACGGACAACUCCUACCGUCUCUUUGUGGCCCCCCCGACCCCUGGUACUCCGGUUCCCGAUGUCGAUCCUCGGCGUCAACCCAAAGCCAAGUCUACCCCCGAUCUGCCUUCGGAAGCGCAUGAACACAAACACUCUGAGGCGCCUAACAAGCCCUCUGCAUUGGUACCUCCCCCAGCUGGCCCGGAACAAAACGGGACGAAGCCGCCCGAUUCUCCUACCAAGGAAAGCGACCGGCCUGGUGAGACUGCACAGAAGCAGGUCAGCCAGACCAGCGUUAACAACAAGCCGACGCGCACCACCAGCAAGGAGGCCCCGCCUCUACCCCCGAAUGCUCAGCCGCCGGCUCAGCGGCAGGAGGUCAUUAAGGGCCCUUGGCGACUUCUCCGCAUCUUGCCGCGGGAAAGUCGGUACAUCAUUGGCCGCAUGUUGAAGGUCAACCCGAACGAGCGAGCAACCCUAGAUGAGGUCCUGGCUGAUGAAUGGGUUCGCAAUAUCCUGACCUGCCGACAGGAGGACUCAGGCGAGGUCAUCAAUGCCCCCAACCACACACACGUUCUCGAACCACCUUCGCACAGCCCCGCCGUGGCCAGUAAGGGUGCCAAGGCUAAAUGA
Molecule: messenger RNA, 2451 nt
Organism: Penicillium brasilianum
Lineage: Eukaryota; Fungi; Ascomycota; Eurotiomycetes; Eurotiales; Aspergillaceae
Source: the annotation of a GenBank genome assembly